AUAAAACCGUGACCGGGGUCACGGCGCGAUACCAACAGGUGAUGCCGAAGGAGGAGGACACUCCCUCGAGCGGCAUCUCUUCGAGAAUCUCCCCCGGGUCCCGCUGCCGCCGACGACGGUGAUUUAGUACUGUUCUCUUGCUCUCUCUCUCUCUCUCUCAAACCUUUCUCAUCGUUUGUCCUAUACUCUAUACGGAUAUACGGAUUGCCGACAACCGCGUCAGGACCAUCUACUACACGGGACCUACCAGGAUAAACGCGUGGAGAUCGGAUCAUCUCACGCCGUGUCAGUGGAAUACGGGAUGAAAAUCGAGCAAGAGAGAUACCUUGAGGAGAGACUAGUGGCGAAAGUUUCGAUCGGUCGAUGAUUUAGUGGGCAGACCAUUUACAGUGCUUCCCGCGAUUCUCACGAAGCAGUUUUUUCUCGUACAUUUGUUCUCCUCGCGAGGAGAUACAUCGAAAUACUCGGGAUGUAGUUACGCAAGUUAACACGAGCGCGGGAUCGACUUGCGACGUGCAAUGAUCGAGUGUUCUCUUACACCCACUGGAUUUUCGCAAGAACCAGAACCUGCGGUACGACACUGAGGCCUAAGGAUCUGGAAUACGUGAGGUAUGCCACAAGGAAGCAUCCAAUGGCAGGGGACGCAGAGGAGAGCCUGCGGGCCUGGGGCUCAUUGGAAUGUGCAGGUGGUGAGAGGCAAGGUGACAACGCGGUGCUUGUGGCACGCCUGCAAAGCACUCGGAAUUGGGCUGCUGUUAAUGCUUUUAGGAGCUUGCAUGGCGACGAUAGGAUAUUACGCGGAUCAGCUAUCAGUGGCGCAGGAAAUCAGAGGUAAUAUCACAGUAAAAGUGAAGAACGAAUCGCGUGGGUUUCAUCUGAAUAAUCUGAGUUAUGCUGGUCCCGUCGUUAUGGGUCUGGGAGGCUUCAUUGUAGUAGCAGCCUGCGUGAUGACUUUCGAGGCACGUGAUAGCGCAGCCAAAGUGGUACCAGCUCGUUAUCGGUUUAAUCAAGCGUCGACACUGAAAAGCUCAAAGAGUCAACGCAACAGAAGGUCGACGUCGAGCCAGACGACAAAAUGGGAUCAUCAGCUGGGCGUGUUUAGGGUGAACCGCAGUCCGAGUCCGAGUACGCACGAAGUCUCCAGGAAACAGCUGACGGCAGAGUUUAUGCAAUUCUCGAAAGACCUGCAAGAAAAAGGCGUAGCGCAUUCCAUAAAGAAAAGUCCGAGUGCACCGACGUUGAUCGACAAGAAGUCACCACGACGAAGGUCGCCUAAAUACGCGGGUUGCUCGCUGUUGAAUCCCGAAUUACUGCAGAGACACGCUCUUUCGGUCGACAAUCCGAGUUACAGCCCGCAUCAGAUUAGCAGAGAGAGUCUAGAGCAUCAGAAGAUGAACGGUAGCCAAGUAUCAAUGGCGAUGGAUCUGCACAUUCCGAAUAAAGGUCCCGUUACGCUCAAAGUGAAGGACCGAUCCGAUACAGCGAGACGUCAUCAGUUGCUUCGUCAAACAAAAGUAGAAGACGUCGAGGAAGUGGACGAAGCUACGCGUCCACCACCGACCCUCGUGCACUCGCCUAAAUUGCCAGGUGCCUAUUGCAGAUAUCCGGACGACUUUGUGCCAAGGAAAAGAAAUUCGAUAGACCUGAGAUUGUUGGAGGAAUUGACGGCGGUAUCGAAAGAGUUGGGUAAGGCCUCACCGCGAGACUUCCGCAAAAUCUCAUCGCCAAACUUCCGUAAAAUGUCCUUCGACAGGAUCGGCUGUGAUCGUCGUUUCGACAGGACGAUGGGACAUCGGAAAGCUAGUCUCGAAUUCCGAAGAAGCCCGGAUUUUCGCAGAGGGGACUACAGGAAGCUCUCGGUAGACAGAUUCAGCAGCGUCGACUGUACUCGGUACACGCUUUCGGACGAAACGGAGAUAAAGUCACGAACGAGCAGCGGCGAAAACUUGCGAAGACAAUCACGUCAUCCUAAACUACACCAUUCGAGAUCGGACGACAACAGGAGACGAUCGUUCGACAAGCAUCCGAAGGAUCCUCAGUCGAGUCGACACUCGUUGAAUACUCAGACCAUGGUGGAAGGUUCCGGGUCCGAUUUCGAGCCAAAGUAUUUUACAACCGUGUCUCUCGAUACCGAGGAGAGCCGCGCCGAUAAUUCCGACGAAAGUCACGCAAUAGACAUCGAAGACGCGAAUCCUUUGUCGUCCGAGGGACCUACGGAAGCAGACAUGCUCCUCGAGGAACCGGAACUGGAAAACGUUACGGAAAUCGAUGUGGAAGAUUCGGGAGAUGAUCUCGAUGAUCUCGUUGGAAAGUGCGAAUCGCACGGAUCCACGAGUGAGAAGAGCGAUGCAACGUUACCGAUGCGACGACAAAAUCCCGUAAUCGUUACCGCGGACGUGGAUUCGCACGCAACCUGUGACGAAAAAGCAGCACGGAUUUCGGCACAGAUCAAUGACGAGAAAUGCGAAACGACUUUGUACGUAGAAGAUGAUGAGGUGUGAACGAGUCCUUUGUAUUUGAGUAUGAAUGCAACGCGUCUCAACAACGGAUCAUCCCUGAAAAGAUGACGACAUUCGCGACGUAGGAGGAUCGAUGGUGUUCAACGUUACGGCGACUCGGCGAAAAGCAUGUCGAAUGUAUAAUUGGACGUCUCGCGUUCCGACCUAGGUUCUGUCGACCGAUCACGAUUGUCUUUGGAUACGACGUUAAACAUACGUUACGUCGUGAAACAUGCUCAACGACUUAAGAUUUAACACACGGCAUAAAUAAUAAUGAGAUCAUGUACGAAUUGCGUUUUGUAACGAGACAAUCAUUUUUUAUGACUCACGUUAACCCUUCGUACCGAGGUAACGAGCGUGUAACAUUUGCCACAUUGUUGACAAAUAAUUGUUACCAACAAAUUUUGACGUAGCACAUAGACGGUAAUAGACCUAACGUGAAGUAAGAUCCAAGUAGAAAUGCAUAUGUGAUUGAUUGUAUCAAAAAGAGAUUUUUGUACUUGUAUUAAUGGGAAAUCUAAGCUGUUGCAAAUAUUUCUGAGUGGUAAUUUAAUUUUGUGACAUUUUCAAAGUACAUCAGUAGAUGAAAGAGAGAGUAUAAUUCUUCGAUCUUCAAACAUGUGUAUGGAAACUGAACGUUUAUGGAUCUCAGGUCUCUUUCGAUCUGUUGUUAAUGCGUUUGCCGCGUGUGUACGCAAAAUUGCGGCCUAUUCCGUGUUUCUUCGUUAGACACGUAACCGGCACAAGAUUACGAAUCGUAUACGAAUUUAAUAAGUGCGGCGAAUUCAAUCUCUCGAUACAUGCGAUACACCCAAUGAAGGAUGAAAAUAUAAAGCGAGAUGUAUCAAUUUUAAUCGUAUCGAGCAAAACACCUGUUCUUAACUAAGACGAUGCAGCCUGCGCGUGUAAUAUAUUUUUAUAUCCCAGCGAUGUAAUAUUUCAUAAAUAUGCAACAUUAAUUAUACAUAUUGACCAUCACUCAUUAUCGACGAAAAGGCAGAGAGAGAGAGAGGGGGGGGGGGGGAGGAAAGGAUCGUUUAUUAUGGCGUAUAUCGCCAUAAUAAAAAUAUUCCAAUUAAGAAUUUAAUUUUAUAUAUACCUAUAUUUAUAUUUAAAAAAAUCCGUUAUAAUAAAAUUAAGGGAAAUAUAAAAUUAUGUAUGAAAGCCUGAUUGUUUGGAUCAUUACAGUUGAGUGAUUGAAUCGUUAUAUUCAUGAAAACUUAAUGCGAAAAAUUAAAAAAAAUGCAAAUGCGUUUAUAUCAGAGGAUAAAUGCAGUCAUUACGUUAUAUUGUUAACAUACCGUAAAUUUACAAAUUCAAUGUCAAUAGGCACAUUUUGAAAUAAUAAUAUGAUUUUUUCUUAAUUAAUGGUAUGCUAUUUUUCUAUCGGGAAUAAAACCAAGUACGUAUUGCGUACGUCAUAACGUAUGAAACUGCAAACGGAAAUUCAUCAAUGUCUUUCAUAGCUUUUUAACCCCACCGUUUAAAAGACGGCUUACGUAAGUCGCCAGUUAAAUCGCGGUUUUACAUAGCAAAAUGUUAAAUUUGAUCUAUGAUUAUUAUUCUCCGUAGUGAAUACACACAAACGUAUAAAGUAAUAAAAUAUCAUAAUACAUAAAUGAUAUUUAACGGAGUAAACAUAAUCGAACUGUGAUCAAGAUAUUAUAUUCGAUAAGAAGCACUAAAUAAUGUUUCUUGCAAAUGUGAUCUUCGAUCGAGCGUUAUCUCAAAUCGAAGAAAUAGAUAGGCAAAUGAUUAAAUAAAGAAUUGUCAAAAUUUAUAUAUAACUCGAUAUUGAGAAUACCCUCACGUAAGAAGAAAUGAAACGUACUUUUCUUCCGCACUCGAUUGUAUCAAAGAAUUUUGUUAACAAGGCCAAUUCUCUGUCUCUAAAAGACAUAUUAAAUGUAUUAUAUAUUCUACUUGCGUUAAAGAUAUGCAAUGUGCAAUGUGUACAUAUUAUUACCUACAUUAUGUAGAUCCACAUAAUUUAAAAGAAUUAUUCUGUAUUUAUCUGUAUUGAUGAGUAUUUUCUGAAAAGAGUCUCCAUUUGCUAAAACUUUCACGAUCAUUUAAUCAUUGCGUUAAUGGAAAAUCUAGACGGUGAUAAACAAUAUUUCUUUGCAAUCGAAUACUCUGAGAUACAAUGUGAAUUUUUUCGAUAAAUUUAACGACACUUUUUGCAGCACUGCACACAACACGUAUCUCUAGAGCUGAAAAUGUUCCGCAUAGAUUGCGGUCAAUUCUACUUUGUACAUACUUGAUGAAAAUACUGAAACGUAUAAAAGUAUCAGUGUAAACCUCUUAAGUCGGUAUAAUCCUGCAUGCUAAUUGUUGUAGCAUAUCAAUAAAGGGAUAUUCCAGGACCA
Messenger RNA from Ooceraea biroi (clonal raider ant), 4867 nucleotides. RefSeq lists its product as uncharacterized. NCBI's taxonomy places the organism in Eukaryota, Metazoa, Arthropoda, Insecta, Hymenoptera, Formicidae. The record is from RefSeq and is a predicted model, not a curated record.